CGCAAACGAUUGUUGUCGCAGCCAGGCGCAUGCAUGGAAGCGCCGACGAUGGAGCUCAGCGUCGACGAGGUCCUCGACUGGCUGCCGCCCGCCGACGAAGAGUCGUUGGCCUUUCUUGACGACGUGCUGCCGCUGGCCAAGCCCAAGACAAAGCCCAAGCGCGUGCGUAUCAACCGAAUGGCGGCCGAGCUGCUCGAGCUCCGCGGGGCCCAAAGCCAUCUUGAGGACGAGGUAGCGCAGUUGCGCGCCCGCCGCAGCUGCAAGGCUUCGUCCAAGUGGCAAAACCUGGCAAUUGCACAGAACGCGCUGAAGCUAAAGGCGCUGCGCGAGAACGACGAGCUGCGCGCUGCGCUGACAGAGCAGACGGCCUUCCGCGAGUACCUCGAGCGCGCAUUUCGGAGGCUGCCGUGGUCACUGCACAAGCAAUUGCAAGACACCAAGUGGCGCGACCUGACGCUGGACGCCAAUGCCGGCGAGCGCAUCGCAGCCAUCCACGCCAUUGCCGACCGCCAGUACGCGCUUCUCGAGUCGGAGAUGAUCGCCGCUGGCCUUCUCGAGUCGGACGGCGACGACAUUUUGGACUUUCGCACCACUUUGAUGCAAGGCCGCGUUGUCUCCGAAGGAAGUCGCUCGUGCACGUUCCAGGCUGACGUGGCGACGAUUGCGGCCGCCGCGCAUCAGACGAUUCUCGACCGGCGACGCCUCACCGCCUUCCACGGCGACCAUACCACCUUCCACGUCGACGACGACACGACGUACAUGCGAGACGAGCUUGUGCAUCCUAAUGGCGUCAUCAAGGUCGUCUCGGGCAUGAUCACCAAGCGCUACGUCAACCCAACGUCGGGCGCCAUUGCCAUCGUCUGGCGCAGUGUCCUCCAUGACGAAGCAGGACCGAUCGAGUCGGACGUCUUUACAAACAACGAACACGGCUGGGUCGAGUACUCACCGUGCAGCGACGGUAUGACACGGUACAAAGCGUACUUGCGCGCGGCGAGUCCAACGCCCGUGGACGAACUCGACACGCUGAGCAGCCUCGUCGACAUGCUGCGCAUUGACGCCGCCCAUCGGUCGACGGAUGCGACGAUUGACGGCAUCACAGAUACCAUUUCCAAGACAUUUGCGAGCCUCUUUACUCAAUUUGAGCAAGAGGUGCACGCCAAGUGCGCAGUCCAGGAGCUUAACUUAAGUAGCUGACGCUCCUUCUCGCCUCAACAUGCAAUGUCCUCGUAUCUCCUCGCGAUAGAAAGUGCACUCGGCCGAAUCUCGGUCUU
Messenger RNA from Saprolegnia diclina VS20, 1271 nucleotides. RefSeq lists its product as hypothetical. The transcript is spliced from 3 exons. The record is from RefSeq and is a predicted model, not a curated record. The coding region runs from base 34 to 1194 and encodes 386 amino acids. Lineage: Eukaryota; Oomycota; Saprolegniomycetes; Saprolegniales; Saprolegniaceae.